AUGGAGACGAUCUGGUAGCACAAGCAGCUAUUUUCUUCACAGCUGGUUUUGAAACCUCUUCAACGACAAUGGCUUUCGCUUUGUACGAACUCGCAAUACAUCCGGAAAUGCAAGACAGGCUUAGAAAAGAAAUUCUUGAUGCGCUCGACAAAACUAACGGCAAAAUCACAUACGACAUGAUCUUUUCGCUAUCGUAUCUCGACAUGAUAGUAUCCGAAACUUUGAGGAUGUACCCGCCGUUACCGUUCCUAGAUCGCAAAACAAUGGAUACCUACAAGAUGCCGAAUUCCGAUCUAC
Molecule: messenger RNA, 297 nt
Organism: Wasmannia auropunctata (little fire ant)
Lineage: Eukaryota; Metazoa; Arthropoda; Insecta; Hymenoptera; Formicidae
Product: cytochrome P450 6k1-like
Exons: 2
Molecular function (GO): iron ion binding; monooxygenase activity; oxidoreductase activity, acting on paired donors, with incorporation or reduction of molecular oxygen
Source: RefSeq, a predicted model, not a curated record